Molecule: messenger RNA, 4132 nt
Organism: Hippoglossus stenolepis (Pacific halibut)
Lineage: Eukaryota; Metazoa; Chordata; Actinopteri; Pleuronectiformes; Pleuronectidae
Gene: cdk5r1b
Product: cyclin-dependent kinase 5, regulatory subunit 1b (p35)
Exons: 3
Coding region: 755-1681 (308 amino acids)
Biological process (GO): positive regulation of cyclin-dependent protein serine/threonine kinase activity; activation of protein kinase activity; brain development
Cellular component (GO): cytoplasm; protein kinase 5 complex
Molecular function (GO): protein kinase binding; cyclin-dependent protein serine/threonine kinase activator activity
Source: RefSeq, a predicted model, not a curated record
UUAAUUCGUUCAAUUUCGAAAACAGGAGAGGGAAUCUGGCUUUAGAUCGAAAUGACCUGAGGUGUGGGGCUCACACAACGAGCUCCCCUGUUGUAUUCUGAUGGUUUUACCGGAUACCAGGGAGAGGUGAGGGGUUUCUUCAUCUCUAAGCCACCGCCUAUGACCGUCAACAUUUUUCAUUUCGACGCAUGACGCUCAGGUUCAGCACCACGGAGAGCACCCGAUGUUCUCAGCUCCUCUUCCCCGCGAAGAAAAACCCGAACGAGCCCGAAACCCUGAGAUGUUCCUCAGGUGAGGUCACGUUCAAACAAACCUCCAGGACGGUCCUCCUCAAUCUGAGCAGUAAAUCACCAGAUUGAUAGCGUGCUGAUGGAAUGAAGGACGGAGCAGAUUGGAUGCUGCGCAAAGUCGAUGCAUCCGCUGCGUUUUCACUGCAGCGAGGGAGAAAAACAGGUCGUGCAAAGACGAAUAAAAACACGUAUCUGGCUGUUUUUCUGGUUUUCACGGAGCAGUGUCCAUCUGGAGUCGCAGACAAAGAGCUGAGACGCAGCAGAGCCUGUUUCUGUGGAGCUGAUCGUUAUCCCCUCGGAGAGAAGUUUAUAGGACAUCUCCCUCAAGACUUUAGAUGCCCAGCGGCAGCCUGUAGCCCGGGACCCUCGACUCCCAGAAGCUCUGAGACCCUCAGCAUCUCCCCUGGCAGACGCUCAUCUGACCCAGAGCGGCUACAGCCCCUGGACGCCCCCCCGCAGUCACCAUGGGAACCGUGCUGUCUUUGUCACCCAGCUACCGAAAGGCGGCUCUCUUCGAGGAUGGGUCGGCCACCGUGGGUCACUACACGGCGGUCCAGAACAGCAAGAAUGCCAAAGACAAGAACAUGAAGCGCCACUCGCUCAUCAACGUGCUCCCCUGGAAGCGGAUUGUAGCAGUGUCGGCCAAGAAGAAAGGCUCCAAGAAGGUGCAGCCCAACGGCCCCUACCAGAACAAUGUCACCCAACUGAACAAUGAGAACCUGAAGAAGUCGCAGUCCUGUGCAAACCUGUCCACCUUCACCCAGGAUCAGACCACUCCGGCAGUCACCAAGAACUCCAACAACAUAGUAUCGUCCGUGAAGAAGGCCCCUCUGACCAAUUCCAAUGUGGUCCCCGGGACCCCGAAGAGGGUGAUCGUCCAGGCCUCCACCAGCGAGCUGCUGCGCUGCCUUGGGGAGUUUCUGUGCCGGCGUUGUUACCGGCUGAAGCACCUGUCCCCCACCGACCCGGUGCUGUGGCUGCGCAGCGUGGACCGCUCCCUGCUGCUCCAGGGCUGGCAGGACCAGGGAUUCAUCACCCCUGCCAACGUGGUCUUCGUCUACAUGCUGUGCCGCGACGUGGUCUCCUCCGAGGUGGCCACGGAGCACGAGCUGCAGGCCGUGCUGCUCACCUGCCUCUACCUGUCGUACUCCUACAUGGGCAACGAGAUCUCCUACCCGCUCAAGCCCUUCCUGGUGGAGAGCUCCAAGGAAACCUUCUGGGACCGCUGCCUCUCCAUCAUCAACCUGAUGAGCGCCAAGAUGCUCCAGAUCAACUCUGACCCGCACUACUUCACUCAGGUGUUCGCUGACCUGAAGAACGAGAGCCAGAAAGAGGAGGAGAGGAGCCGCCUGCUCAUCGGCCUGGACCGGAGGGUGAGGGCCAUCGCCUGACUGACGCUCUUCACGCAUCACGGAUGAACCGGCAUCCCCUGGCUGCCAAACCCUGGCUCUUUUUGGAACGCCAACACCCACGUCCCCGACACUCACACGGAUACGAUGGACACUUUGUGCUGCAACGCAUAUCAGGCCACCGAGGGAGAGAACAGCAGGGACCGUCGAUGCUGGAUCCAUAUUCUUGUUUGUGGCUCUGCAGCAGGAUGUUUCACAGGAUGGACAAUAAUCAAGCGUUGCAUUGUGGGACUUUUGAUAAAAAAAAAGACAACAACCCGAGGACGUAUGGACGAUGACGUGUGGUCAUACUGUGUGUGUUCAGAAGGACUUACUUUAUUUUCAUCUAGAAAAAAAUUAAAACAAGUUACUGGAUGUUUUACUCCCCAGAGGCUCGAACCCCUGGAGGCUUAUUUAUUGCUUUUUCUGGAAGUUUUAUUUCAUUUUUGGUUUCUUUUUUUACUUAGAAUUGUAAUGUUUUGCACGUGUGCCAUGCAAUUUUACAGAGUUUCUGGGAGAGCAGGAGCAAAUUGUUACUUUCCUUGUUUUUACUUGAUUCAUAAACCAACUGCAUCUGCAUUAGAGAAUGCUGUGAACAAAGUGACACUAGUUUAUUUAGCUCUGCUUGCUAAAAUAGGUAACUCGUUUACCAGGGAAAUUCUUUUUGUACUUUUGUCGAUAGGUUGUGUUGCAACCACUUUGGAAUGAUGUUUGAUUUUGUGCUUAUGAUUCAGCAUAGAAAAUGUUAAAACAGUGCCAUAUCUUUGAUGAGAAUCCCGCAGGCCCGAGAGCGCUCUGAGACACUGUGGACAUCGAGCAGUUGAAUGAUGGGAUGGAUUUUCAUGUGCGAGUAACGACUUACUGACACCUAAUUUAUUGCCAUUCACGUAUUUAUUAUUUAGGCACAUUAAAUGUAAAAGAGAGAUCGUGACGAGGGACUUUGGGAAGGACGGGGGAGUCGCUGGUGCAGACAGUGUGCUUAUCUUUGGUGGGAAUGAAGAUUGAUCUGGUUUAUGCAAAUGAAUGUCACAGGGGGUUUAUCAGUGAAUAUCUAAUUUGUAAAAGCUCUUAGAUCAAAACCAAUGUCAAAUCUGACCAUCACCAAAGUGACGUCAUCAAGGACACCUUGACGGUACGACACAUCGCCGACCUUCUGCUCAACAAAUGCCCUGGAAACAUGUUUUUUUAUGCGGAGCCGACACAUAUCGGAGGUGUGAGCGCACACAGGGGAAUCAGCUCCUCCACUGACAGCUGUUCACUGCAGAGGAGCACAGCUCGUCCUGGGGAGAACAUCCGUCUGCAGGCUGCAGGAGACGAGGCGACCGAACAUCUGCCAAUUUUUAAUCAGAGAAUCGACGAGACUUAAAAAACAAACGCUGCUGUGGGGGAUAGCGACGCCAUGGCAACCCAAACAGAGAGCAUGCAGAACAACUGAGACACUUUAUUGGAAUAGGAGCGAAGACGCUGCACCGCUGCUCCUCGCUGUCUCUGCAAUCACUGGAGCAGCGACGGUAUUUACCCCCAGAAACACGAGAGAAACAACCUCUACAGCUUCCCACAUCUUAUCUUAACAUAUAUAUAUAUAUAUAUAUAUAUAUAGAAUUACUCAAUUCCUUUGGCAGUGUUUGGAAAAUCCAAAUCUUAAAAUGCAAAAAUGAUUGGUGGUGCCAACAGAGGGCACAUUGUGAAAGUGCUCCUGGAGAAUGAAAGGUCCCUGCUGCUGCUGCUGUGCUGUGAAUCAGCUGUGAUGGUCACUGUGGUCGCCCUGCUGUGGAACCCAGUGGAACCCGGUGGAACCCGGUGGAACCCAGUGGAACCCAGUGGAACCCUGUGGAACCCGGUGGAACCCUGUGGAACCCUGUGGAGUGUUUGCACCGGCACAAGAGAGGGACACGCACUUUGGACGGGGUUUCCCUCUGGCAGAGAAGAAGCAGGGCAUCGGGGUGAAGGGUCUCGAACCCGAGACCCUGAAUCCUUCCCCCUCUGUCCACACUCUGCCCCCCCCCCGACUCACUGGAAACGUGCCAUUCUGUCCCGCAUCAUCGAGAAGUGGUUUGAGAAAAUACUUUCGAAAAAGCUGAUAAAACGUGGAAAAAAAGACUCAAGUGAUAGUUUAAGAUUUCUGUCAAAUUCUUUUCUGUAUCUUGUUGCGUACUUUGUAGAUAAAAAAUGAAACCGUGGUUAAAAACUUCAAAACGAGACAUUCAAGGACUGCAUGUGAGUGAGACUGAGUGAGUGUGUGUGUGUGUGUGUGUGAGAGAGAGAGAGAGGCAUCGUUUUAUUUGUACAGAGGAAUGUGUGACAUGUUUUCUUAUGGACGAGGAGCAUUCACCAGCCACACUGGCACGAGGACUUUGAUUUUGCGUGGGUGGGGUUGAGGGGGCGGGGGCGUCGAGGCUCUUCAAUAAAAAAAUAUUUUCUUUUUGAAAAAGACAAAAAAGCCGUUGCUGUAAU